AGAAGAAGGCUGAUAGCAAGAGUGUGGUUAAGUUAAUUUGAUAGCACAGUCAGUAAUAUUGGUCUUUUGCUUCUGUUUAGUAUCACUGUUUGAGAAUGGAAACCUCCAAUGAACAGAGACCGACAAUAAAACAUCGGUCACUCAAAUGCCACUCUGACUCUGACAGUGGAAAGGAUGAGAUUUACAGGCAGCAUAGGAAUAGAAACAAUGAGGCUGUAGAAAGAUGCCGAAAGAGGAAAGCAGAGCAAGCAGAAAGAAUCAAAGGGCGCAUAGAGGAUCUUGAGAGGCAAAAUGAGAAACUAUCAGGCUACAUUGAGGCUCAAAAACAGGAAAUAAUUAGAAUGCAAAAAAAUUGUGAAGAACUGAGAGAAAUGAUUGCCCCACACAUAAUUAAUAAGAGUCUUGGUAGUCAUGAUAUUUAAGGAAACUCAUUACCAUCUCCAACUAAAUGUUGUCAGACAUUGUGGGUAAGAAGAUUUAUGGUGACAGCCCAAGUGACAUGAGUGAAUCAAAACAAAUCGAAGAUCAAAAGAACCAAACCAGAUGGGAAAAAAUUAUGAGAAACCAAAGCCUAAAACAGCGCUGUUCUGUAAUCAAUACUGUAAAAGGACACAGAAUAUCACUCUAUGUGGAAUUACAGGCAUUUAAAAUAGGAAAGGUAGACAACUUUGUAAUCGGGCCCAAAUAAAAAUGGCUGAUAAAAAUGUAAAUUUUUACACUCUG
Molecule: messenger RNA, 723 nt
Organism: Homalodisca vitripennis (glassy-winged sharpshooter)
Lineage: Eukaryota; Metazoa; Arthropoda; Insecta; Hemiptera; Cicadellidae
Product: CCAAT/enhancer-binding protein 2-like
Exons: 5
Coding region: 96-422 (108 amino acids)
Biological process (GO): regulation of DNA-templated transcription
Molecular function (GO): DNA-binding transcription factor activity
Source: RefSeq, a predicted model, not a curated record